GUCAGCCAAUCACAGAGCUCAGAGGUGAUGUCAUGGCGAGAGCGAGCAGUGGUGCUGAUGUGAAGAGAAGCCCAGGGUACCACUAAUUGAGGGAGUGAGGAAGGAAGCACCUCGCCUGAACAGGACCGCAGAUUUGUGACAGCGUCCUGAGCUGGUGACAGACCUACUCUGUGACUUUCAGCCAGAUUCAGUCCUCACAUUCCUGAAAACAUGACCCUCGCCGCCUACAAAGAGAAGAUGAAGGAGCUCCCACUGGUGUCCUUGUUCUGCUCCUGUUUUCUGGCCGAUCCUCUGAAUAAAUCAUCCUAUAAAUACGAAGGCUGGUGUGGGAGACAGUGUAGGAGGAAAGAUCAAAGCCAGCGGAAAGACAGUGCUGACUGGAGAGAAAGAAGAGAGCAGGCAGACACAGUGGACCUGAACUGGUGUGUAAUUUCCGACAUGGAAGUCAUUGAGCUGAACAAAUGUACCUCGGGCCAGUCCUUUGAAGUCAUCCUGAAGCCACCUUCCUUCGAUGGGGUCCCCGAGUUCAAUGCCUCCCUACCCAGGCGGCGAGACCCAUCGCUGGAAGAGAUCCAGAAGAAACUAGAAGCAGCUGAGGAGCGAAGAAAGUACCAGGAAGCUGAGCUCCUGAAACACCUAGCAGAGAAACGAGAACACGAGCGGGAGGUGAUCCAAAAAGCCAUUGAGGAAAACAACAAUUUCAUCAAGAUGGCUAAGGAAAAACUGGCCCAGAAGAUGGAAUCCAAUAAGGAAAACCGGGAGGCCCAUCUUGCUGCCAUGUUGGAACGGCUGCAAGAGAAGGAGCCGCCUGCUGCGCGGUGACUCCCGGGACCCGAUCGGUGGCCUCGUCCCAUGGACAAGCACGCGGAAGAGGUGCGGAAAAACAAGGAGCUGAAGGAAGAGGCCUCCAGGUAAAGCCCAGAGGCCAAAGAAGUUUCCAGAACAGCCGGACAGCUCCAGCAGCUCCGCAGUUCCCGAGGCAGCCUCGUCCGCCGCGGGCUGCUCUCCCAGCACUGGGGUUUGGGGGGGAGGGGGGUGGCCAGGGGUGUUUCCUCUGCUUUUGGUGUUUGUACAUGUAAAGAAUUGACCAGUGAAGCCAUCCUAUUUGUUUCCGGGGAACAAUGAUGGGGUGGGAGAGGGGAGAGAAGGAGAGAACUUGGGAAAGAAGAUGGAGAAGGACUCACGGACAUUGCAACCCUGCCCACCGCAGACUCAGGUCAAGUCCUUGGCUUUUCUUCGCGGUGAAUGUCCAGGCACCAUGUUGAGGGAGGCUGCAAACGGGGCAGAGUCCGGGGUGGGGCAGCGGCUGCAGGGCCCUGUGGGGGAAGCCCAGGGAGAGGGUGGGGGGGCCCCCGGACGUGUUGCUUCCGCCCUACAACAGGUGGGAUGAGGUCCGAGUGUGUGUGUAUUAACCAUCAUCUUUUGAUCAUCAUGACCAAUGAAAUAUUUACUCCAGGUC
Herpailurus yagouaroundi (jaguarundi) is the source of this 1459-nucleotide messenger RNA. It is a transcript of the gene STMN4, whose product is annotated as stathmin 4. The transcript has 8 exons. Gene Ontology annotation, molecular function: tubulin binding. Lineage: Eukaryota; Metazoa; Chordata; Mammalia; Carnivora; Felidae. The record is from RefSeq and is a predicted model, not a curated record. Gene Ontology annotation, biological process: regulation of microtubule polymerization or depolymerization; microtubule depolymerization; neuron projection development. Bases 211 to 822 code for a protein of 203 amino acids. Gene Ontology annotation, cellular component: neuron projection; cytoplasm.